AUGUCUCUCCAAGUGAACGACCCACGGUCGCGAACCCGAUCCAAAUCCCCUGGUCGCGAGCGCUCACGGUCGCGGUCGCGCGACAGCCGAGUCCCCUCCCCCUCGCCUUCGCCCUCCCAUCGCUCCCGCUCCCCAGCCGUCGCGGCCCCAAGAAGCAAAGGCUACAAUCCUGACGAAGAAGCUGAAAUAGAGCGCCAAUACAAGCUGAUCAGCGAGCGACGUCGCGAACCAAACAACGACGAGCCCCGCCCCGUCGUCUCGCGCGCCCCAAGAACCCCCCGCUACGACGUAGACCGCUCAGACUCGGACUCGGAGUCGAGACGUCGCGGCGCAGAAAGCUCAAGACGACGUCGCGAUGAUCGCUAUGAACACUCGGACGAGGAGCGCGGUUCUGCGGCGGCUUCGUCGCGGUCGCAUCGACGUCGACCUUCAUCGCCAGACCGUGGCAGUCGCGUGAAUCAACACGACUCAGACGACUCAGCUGAUGAUCUGGCUUAUGGUGAUGCGCCGGGAAGCCAUCCUAGCUAUGCGCGCCCGAAUCGGUAUAGCUAUGCCCAACCCACGCAGUUCGUCCCCGCUGCCCCGCGACAGCCGGGUUACCCUGCCGGCUCGGUUGACUGGGCCUCUGUGCCGGAAUGCGAACGUCCUGGAUACGUGCCGCCUUCCUCGCAGCCCGCAGGCCCGGCUAGUAUGCCCGGAGCGUUCCCAGUGGCGUCGACAUACCCCGCUAGCUCGGGGGCUGUUCCAGCGCCUGUGAAUCCCGCGCUGCAGUAUACUGGUUUGCCGGGCCAACAGGCUCCGUAUGCGGCGCCGAAUGUUAGUUAUGCGCCUUCGCAUUAUCGGACUGCCUCGGCGAGUGAUACUAAUUAUCCGCCGCCGGCUGCGGGGUAUGCAAACCCAGGCGUGUACCAGUAUGCGCAGGUCGAUCCUAAUGUGAAGUAUUCUUCGAAGACGGUGCCCGUGUCGGGGUCCGGGCCUAAGCCGAUAUUCCCUGCUUCUACGCAUGAUCAGUUUUCUAGACCGAUUCCGCAGACGCAGGGUCAGUAUCAGCCGCAAUCCCAGCAGCAGCCAGACCAGUAUCGGUAUAAACACGAACCUCAGAAACAAGAACCUCAGGUUGUGGAGAUCACACCUGGUGGCAGUCGAUCGAGUGCUCGUCCACACAGUCACUCUGUGUCGUCGUCGAAUACCCUCGCAGUCAGCGGAGCCAGUGCAUCUCAUUCGGCCCACCCUCCGGCUAGCCCACUGCUAGAGCCGUAUCACGGCACUUACCAGUCCAUCUCACCCAUGCCAUCCCCAAUAGUCAUCCCCUCCAUCCGCGACGACGACAUCUCAGACCUCGAACCCCUCGACGGCGGAAACUCAGCCUCAGACUCAAGCCGACGCGGUAAACACACGCGCUCGCACUCAUCGGUCAGCGAGAAAGAAUCCCGCACCCGCAGCAGCAAAGACAAGAAAGACAAAGAGCGCGACGACAAACGGCGUAUCCGCCAACCAGGCCACGGUCGCCACGACUCCAGCUCCUCAAUCCUCAGCACCGACCCCCGAGUCCUCGUAUCCCCAACAACCGGUCGCAAACGCGUCUCCUUCUACGACGCCGGCCCAGACGCUGCCGCCAUGCAAUCUGCCCUAAACCACACACGCAACAUAGACAGCAAACCCAUAAUCCAAAUCCUCCCUCGACUUACCAGCGACGAGAUCCUGCUUCUACGCCAGGAAUACAAAACCCGCGUGCGCAUGCAAGGAAAAGGAAUAAACCUCGCUAAACACCUCCGUCUCAAACUUGGCAGUUCCUCAUUUGGAAAAGUCUGCUACGCAACCGCCCUCGGACGCUGGGAAUCAGAGGCAUAUUGGGCGAACUGCUAUUACCAAGCGGGGACAUCGCGUCGCGAACUACUCAUCGAGUCGCUGAUGGGCAGGUCGAAUGCUGCGAUUCGCGAGAUUAAGAAUUCCUUCCGUGAUACGCGCUACGAUAAUAGUCUCGAGCGGUGUAUGCGUUCUGAGUUAAGGGCUGAUAAAUUCCGCGUUGCAAUUCUGCUUGCGCUUGAGGGACAACGGCAGGAUGAACGUGAGCCGCUCGAUAAACGACUUGUGAGGGAUGAUGUGCAGGAUUUGCAUCGUGCUAUUGUCCGGGAGGGGGGCGAAACCCUAGCACACAUCCUCAACGGCGCAAUCAACAGACCAAUGCGCGACGCCCUCCUCCUCCACCAAGCCCUGCGCGAAUCCCGAACUGGACGUGAACGCUCAGAGCUACUUAUUUCCCGGCUUGUGCGUCUGCAUUGGGAGCCUAGACAUCUUGAUCUUGUUAAGAAUGAGUAUCGACGUAGAUACCAUGAGCGGUUGGAGGAGGCUAUUGCGGAGGAGAUUCUGUCGUUGAAUGGUGGGCAGGAUUGGGGGGAGUUUUGUAUCGAGCUGGCGCGGAAUGCUUGA
This is a messenger RNA of Penicillium hordei, 2430 nucleotides long. It is a transcript of the gene anxc4, whose product is annotated as annexin ANXC4. Lineage: Eukaryota; Fungi; Ascomycota; Eurotiomycetes; Eurotiales; Aspergillaceae. Gene Ontology annotation, cellular component: cytoplasm. Bases 1 to 2430 code for a protein of 809 amino acids. Gene Ontology annotation, molecular function: calcium-dependent phospholipid binding; calcium ion binding. The transcript has 2 exons. The record is from RefSeq and is a predicted model, not a curated record.